AAUCAGAAAAAAUAUAUGCCUUAAACUUUGAUUAUUUUAGUUAUAAGAUGACAUAACCGCUUUGUGUAGAAUUGCUGGCUCGGUACAGUAGAACAGAUAAGGGCAAGUGUUUGUUCUUUGUAACUCUUCUGCAAAUGCUUCGCUCACCGUGGCCUUGAAGGUAGAAAAAAAAAAAGUAUGUACAAAGUAGAUUUCCAGGUGCAAGAAGGAGGUUUGUGAACUAACCCUACCUCCCCCAUAAUUCCCAUCCUGAUAACAGCAAAGAAAUAAUGAAGUAAUAUUAUAGCCGCUUUUCAUGCUAAUUUCACUAUAUGAUCACGUGAGUUGUAAGCGACUGUUAAAAAGUAUAUAAGCCUCCUGAUUUUGCUCUUGGGGGGGGACCCCUUCCAAGUGCUUGGGAAAUCCAUGUCACUUUGGAACUCCCCCUACAGCUGUAGUUUCUUUUGAAUAAAAGCUUCUGCUGACCUGACCCAAAAGUACUCUGUGUGUGUUUCCACGACAAUUCCUGGUGCCGUGACUCGGAUCCAGAACACAGGCUGAGGAAGGAGGACCGCAGGCUACCCCCCCCCCGAACCCUGAGGCACCAAACUUGAGAGGUCUGUUCAUUCACAGGUCCAAGAAGCCUUACCUCAACCACCGGAUGUUCCCUGUCACAACCUCGAACCAGGGGAUUGGAUCUACGUAAAGGUCUAUCAACGAAAAAACGCACUUCAACCCAGAUGGAAAGGACCUUUCCAGGUACUUCUAACCACUAAUUCUGCUGUUCGUUGCCAAGGUCACCAAACAUGGACUCACGCCUCGCACUGCAAGAAGGUAUCACCUCCAUUGGACCCCGAAGCAGCUGUAUUCCAACCAAGGUUGGGAUCUUUCCCUGAGGCCAAGGACAAAGACCCUCAGGACCUCACUCAGGCAAGUGAGGAGCAUCAGGGUGCAAGUGCUAGUAACCUCUCCCCUGCACCCAACACCUCAGCCCAGCCGGAUUCAUCAGUUGAAGAACGAAGAUAUCAUCUUCGGCCUCGAAGAAAGUGAAUGCUCCCAUUCGGAAGAUCACCACCUCGAUCAAGACCAAGAGCUGACAUUAUCAGUCCUUUAGGUAACUUGAGCCCAGAGGACGAAGAAAGACUUUGGCUGCCAUCCUGGGUUUGGCUGGUAGUGUUCUUUUUCUUACUGGUGCUGGUUAUGUUUGUUGUUAAGAUUCUUUGUCCCUCCUGUAUCUAAAAAUGGCACUGAUAUCCUUAUAUAUCACACUUGGGUAUCUCAGUAUCACCCAAGGGGGGUGGGAGAAAAAUUUGUAUUUGCAGAUCUCCCAUGCGGUGGCUCAAGCUAGAAAUAAAAGUGACUGCUGGAUAUGCUCUCACAGCCCAGCACACCUACACCAAGGAAUCCCAAUGAUCGGAGUACCAAUAUCCCUCCAGCAAUGGGGAACAAUAAACGGCGGCUUCGUUAGACACUACUCGUUAGCUGCCCAUCGGUCCGCUCCUAAAGAAUGGAGGGCCGCCCCUGCUAACUGGAUAAUCUCCCCAAGAGUAGAGGCGCCUUUCUGUUACAGAUCCAACAACACCGGAGCUUAUAAUAAAGCCACACCUGUAGGACACUACCCUCAUUGCCUAACUACUCUAGAUUAUAGCCCUAGUAGCACCAGUGGAAUGCUGUUGGGUAACGUACCCUCUCUCAAUUGUACAGGAUUCAUGGUCUACAACUUUUCUAAGGAACCUCAUGUUGCUCUCAUUGCAAACAGAUCAGAAUUUUACAUUCACUCCAAUUUUACUUCUUGUAAUAUAUCUCGGUCCAGCAGGAUAGCAGCUGAACGUGGACCGUCCUAUACGAUGCAUAUCAAUCGAAAGUGCCGGAUAGGGCACAACAACUGUCGAGAUUUGAGUACCCUUUCUGCCCCAGGCCUUUACUGGCUCUGCGGAAACAGGGCUCAUAAAAUCUUGCCCUGGAAUUGGGUGGGGGCAUGCACUCUUGGACGUGUUAUCCCUGGUUUCGAAAUGCAUAGUGCAAUAUAUCUGGAACAAGUAAAAAAUUUCAACCAUCACAUGAAAAGGGCGGUUAACCCCUUAGCUACCAGAAACACAGGGUUCCAUCGAUUUGUGAGAACCUUCCUACCGUGGCUUGGAGUAAGAGAAUUGGAACUAGCCAUAAUUAACAUUUCAGCCACAAUGGAAGCUAUGGGAAAUGCCACUGCGGAUGCAAUUCAGGCUCUGCAAAAAGAGAUCUCCCAGAUCUCACAAGUAACUAUACAACACCGCAUAGCCCUAGAUUACCUAUUGGUAUCCCAGGGAGGAGUAUGUGCCUUAGUAAACUCCACCUGUUGUGUCUAUGUCAAUCAGGACAUACGAAUCGAAACUGACAUUCACAAAAUCCGAAAUCAGUUAAGGGUCCUACAUCAAGUGGCCUCAGAAAAUACUGACUGGGGUCUAGAAGAAAUGUGGUCUUGGCUAACCUCCUGGCUCCCAGAUUUCGGGGCCCUUGGCAAGAAAAUCCUGUAUGGAAUAUUGUUUGUCUUGAUAGUUCUGAUAAUGUUCUAUGUCUUAAUGCAACUGAUCCUCUGCUGCGUGAAAGCCAGCAGGGGAAGCUUUAGCAAGGCAAGAAAACCCACAGCAGAGUCUAGAAUAAUGGUGUUACAAAAAUGUGAGCAGAUUGAAAGAAAACAUGAAAGGCUGCAUGAUGAAAUAGAGGGGCUCAUGAGAAUGGAAAUUUAAGGCUAAAGUGAGACUAAAUAGUCUCAAAGGGGGGGGCUGUGGAAUCAGAAAAAAUAUAUGCCUUAAACUUUCAUUAUUUUAGUUAUAAGAUGACAUAACCGCUUUGUGUAGAAUUGCUGGCUCGGUACAGUAGAACAGAUAAGGGCAAGUGUUUGUUCUUUGUAACUCUUCUGCAAAUGCUUCGCUCACCGUGGCCUUGAAGGUAGAAAAAAAAAAGUAUGUACAAAGUAGAUUUCCAGGUGCAAGAAGGAGGUUUGUGAACUAACCUUACCUCCCCCAUAAUUCCCAUCCUGAUAACAGCAAAGAAAUAAUGAAGUAAUAUUAUAGCCGCUUUUCAUGCUAAUUUCACUAUAUGAUCACGUGAGUUGUAAGCGACUGUUAAAAAGUAUAUAAGCCUCCUGAUUUUGCUCUUGGGGGGGGACCCCUUCCAAGUGCUUGGGAAAUCCAUGUCACUUUGGAACUCCCCCUACAGCUGUAGUUUCUUUUGAAUAAAAGCUUCUGCUGACCUGACCCAAAAGUACUCUGUGUGUGUUUCCACGACAGAGA
This is a messenger RNA of Alligator mississippiensis (American alligator), 3251 nucleotides long. Its product is annotated as syncytin-A-like. Bases 1221 to 2705 code for a protein of 494 amino acids. The transcript is spliced from 2 exons. The record is from RefSeq and is a predicted model, not a curated record. Lineage: Eukaryota; Metazoa; Chordata; Crocodylia; Alligatoridae.